Penicillium brevicompactum is the source of this 351-nucleotide messenger RNA. RefSeq lists its product as uncharacterized. The coding region runs from base 1 to 351 and encodes 116 amino acids. The transcript has a single exon. Lineage: Eukaryota; Fungi; Ascomycota; Eurotiomycetes; Eurotiales; Aspergillaceae. The record is from RefSeq and is a predicted model, not a curated record.
AUGGCUGGCGGUGGGGGAAAGUCGAUGUGUAUGCGGCCUUAUAUGUCAGGCUUCAAAUCCACACUAAUCCAGCUGAUGUCAUUUCUGAUUGGCCAGUCGCCAGUCAAUACCCACCGCAUGUUCCCGCGGGCGGGCGCUCGCCGGGUCAUGUUUCCCUACCGCAUGAGUGUGCAUGUUCCCUACGAGGGUGAACAACAGGCCAACUUGAGGAAAAGUCGUGUUGUCUCUUACAGCAAAGGUCGAUGGGCCAUGCCUAACCUGCCGCAAAGUCCGCGCCACAGUCUAGAGCCCCCUCGUGUGUACCAACAGAAAUCUGAAUCACCCGGAUAUGAGAGAGCUCUCGUUAUUUGA